Fusarium subglutinans is the source of this 744-nucleotide messenger RNA. RefSeq names its product aldehyde dehydrogenase. The transcript is spliced from 3 exons. The record is from RefSeq and is a predicted model, not a curated record. Gene Ontology annotation, molecular function: aldehyde dehydrogenase (NAD+) activity. The coding region runs from base 1 to 744 and encodes 247 amino acids. Lineage: Eukaryota; Fungi; Ascomycota; Sordariomycetes; Hypocreales; Nectriaceae.
AUGACAAUCUACAGAACCCCAGCCUCUCUCGCAGCAAGCAAUUGCUACAUCUACAGGCCCUCCGAUAAAACACGCUUCGUCACCCUCGCCCUCGUGCCCGUCUGGAAGAAAAUCCUAGCAGCCGCUACGGCUGCCAACCUUAAGCAGGUUAGCUUAGAGCUAGGUGGGAAAAAUCCAGUUGUUGUUUUUGAUGAUUGCGAUUUGGAAAAGGCUGUCACGGAGACGGUGGAGAGUAUUCUUCGGGACACGGGACAGGACCGUAUAGUUUGUAGGCAUAUUUCUGUGCAGGAGGGUGCUUAUGAUAAGUUUGUUGAGGCUUAUCGGGAUGCGAUGGAGGUGAGGGCGAAGGAGUUUGGUGAUGUGAAUGAUCUGAAGACAAGGUUUGACCCGCUUCUGGACGAGUUGCAGUCCGAUCGAGCUUUGAAGCAAGGCGAUGGAAAGCUUUUGACGAGGAGCAGUCCGUUGGGUUUCUGGUUCCUUCCUACAGCCUUUAUCGAAGUCGCCGAAGAGUCCGAGAUCACAACUAAAGAGAUCUUUGGCCCGGUGUAUAUCAUCAGAGAGUUCAAGGAAGGUGAUCGAGUCAUUUCUCGAGCUAAUAACAGCGACUAUGGACUAGCUGCUGGUGUUUUCACACGCGACAUCAAUAGAGCUCUGCGUGUUGCUGGUGAGUUUGAGACUGGGAUGGUUGGAAUCAACUGUAUAAGCCACCUCUUUCUCAACAAACCUUUUGGCGGGUAUAAAUAA